UGUCAUCGCCAUAGACAUCUUAAAUCAUAGACGGAGCAUCGAACGCUCUGACGCGAGAAAUGCGGCCGCCAUCUCGAAGUGUGGAUGGGGAGCCCGGGAGCAGCAAAAAUUGACAGUUGACACGUAUGGCCAGGUAGCGUAGCGUCUACAGAAGAACACAAGGAUGCCGGGCUGGUGUUCAGCGUAUGCCUGCUCAAAUGAGCGGACAGUCGAAAAUAGAAAUCAGGGGAUUACUUUUCACAAGUUUCCCAAAGACAAAGAUGUGAGGAAGAAGUGGGAAGUGGCUUUGAGGAGAGAAGGAUUAACUGCAAGUGAUUAUUCAAAUGUCUGCAGUCAACAUUUUAAGCAGGCCGAUUUUGAUAGGACGGGUCAGAUUGUCCGACUUAUUCCAUCCCUCUUCAGCUUCCCGGUUCACCUCCAAAAAUUGGUAAGGGACAGGGCUACGUCUACCUCCAGAAGAGCUGAAGAAAGCCUGUCCAUGGCCUGUAAGGAUUCCCCAGAAAUGGCAACCUCACAGCCACAACCUCAGCCUAAUGAUGAUCAUGGCUAUGCCUUGCCUGCUUCUCCUACCGCUCUUAAGGCCAAAAUCAAUGAACAUUUGGCAAGAGUGGAAAGUCUGGAGCGAGAGAAGAAGAAUGCCAUGUCCAGAGAGAAAAGAGUGUAUUUUUUUAUCUGUUAGUCUUUGAAUAUUAAAGUUGCUAUUUUCUUAUUUUCUCUGUUCUGUAAAAUGUG
Messenger RNA from Eleginops maclovinus (Patagonian blennie), 732 nucleotides. RefSeq names its product THAP domain-containing protein 6-like. The record is from RefSeq and is a predicted model, not a curated record. Lineage: Eukaryota; Metazoa; Chordata; Actinopteri; Perciformes; Eleginopidae.